Alternaria viburni is the source of this 843-nucleotide messenger RNA. RefSeq lists its product as uncharacterized. The transcript has a single exon. The record is from RefSeq and is a predicted model, not a curated record. NCBI's taxonomy places the organism in Eukaryota, Fungi, Ascomycota, Dothideomycetes, Pleosporales, Pleosporaceae. The coding region runs from base 1 to 843 and encodes 280 amino acids.
AUGGCAGAUGGUAAAACCCAUAUUCCAAAAGACUUGGCUCCUUAUGAGGAUCUUCUGCUCAAAGGGAUCAACAUGUACAUACCUGUCGACUCUGGUCGGUCCUUUGAGUGGAUUCAAACGAGCACGAACAGCUUGUCAGAAUCACGCGAAAUGUGGGAGGGGAGUAAGGUCCACAAAGAUUUCAGCGACCGAUUGACCGAGGUGUGGCGCGACAAUCAACAAUACAAGGAGAUAAAUAAUAUCGUCUGCUUCGGGCUGGGACCUAUCGACAUCGCAAGCGAGAAAAGGCCAGACGACAUGGAGCGUACGAAUCCCUGGCUGAGCAGGUAUCGCGUACUCCUCGCUUUCGACAUAGCUCGCAUGCUGAAAGAUGACUUCCAGCGUGAAGAGGUGGAACUGAUCUUCCACGACACAACGGACGAGUGGCAAUACCGGGAGUUGAUACAAGAGCUGGCAAAUGAUCAGAAACAGAAAAUAAGCUUCCUGGAUACCUGCGAGGCAAUACGCAAAGUGAACGGGAACACCCUGGUACUGGCACACGGCAUCCCUAGAGAGGGCUUGCCACUACGCUCCAUCAUUCUCGACAAAACAGAGAAGUACGGUGGCCCGGCUGGCAUCUUGUGCGAAGACAUACCUGAAAUCAAGACUAUUGAAGAAGAGGCUACUAUUACGGCGAGAGAAAUCGCGGCGAGGGAACUUAGGUCGAGAGAAAAGUUACGUGAUCCUCCUACCAAGCGUAUGGUGCAUCAAAUGGAGAAGUACGGAAUGAAGCCUAUGUGCGGGAUUGAUGAAUGGAAGGUGACUAUGUACUUGAAGUCUGGCGGUUCAUGUAGGCGGAAGUAG